Lingula anatina is the source of this 1925-nucleotide messenger RNA. Its product is annotated as sugar phosphate exchanger 3. Gene Ontology annotation, cellular component: endoplasmic reticulum membrane. Gene Ontology annotation, biological process: transmembrane transport. Gene Ontology annotation, molecular function: transmembrane transporter activity. The record is from RefSeq and is a predicted model, not a curated record. NCBI's taxonomy places the organism in Eukaryota, Metazoa, Brachiopoda, Lingulata, Lingulida, Lingulidae.
AUGCUUGCACGUCACAGACCCAGAGAUAUUNUGUAUUUCUAUAUGGCAGUGUGGAUACUGAAUGGUUUGCUACAGUCCAGUGGCUGGCCCACUGUGGUGGCUAUCAUGGGGAACUGGUUUGGAAAGUCUAGUCGUGGUGUGGUGUUUGGUAUCUGGAGUGCCUGUGCAUCAGUUGGGAACAUAAUUGGGACUCUUCUCAGUGCUGCUGUCCUCCCCUUUGGAUAUGAGUAUCCAUUCCUGGUCACAUCUGCUGUUCUAUUUGCUGGAGGCGUGGUGGUAUUCUUUGGAUUGAUUCCAUCUCCGAGAGAGAUAGGGAUGCCAGAGGCAGAUGAGGAGGAGGAGGAGGAUAAAACUGGUGCUGGUGUCACAACCCCACUUUUGGUGGAUGAAGUGAAUGGAGAUGGACCUAAUACAGAAGACCACAAGGAGAGGGCUGAGGCUAUUGGGGUCCUUCAGGCCAUUCUGCUGCCAGGGGUCAUUCCGUAUUCCCUAUCUUAUGCUUGCCUGAAGUUGGUGAACUACUCUUUCUUCUUCUGGCUGCCAUUUUACCUGGCAGUCCAUUUCAAUUGGCCGGAUACCACAGCAGAUGACCUGUCAAUCUGGUAUGAUGUGGGCGGGAUUAUAGCAGGAAUUGUGGGAGGAUUGAUUUCAGAUAUUAUGAGAAAGAGAUCACCAGUAGUUGUUUUUAUGUUAAUACUAGCACUGCCAUCUUUGUUCAUUUAUAGUAAAUCACCAAAAGAUCUAUAUUGGAAUGGUUUCUUAAUGGGCGUGACUGGUUUCUUCAUAGGAGGACCUGCUAAUUUAAUAAGCUCGGCCAUAUCAGCCGAUUUAGGUCGUCAGGGCCCAGUGCAAGGCAACAAGGAGGCCCUAGCAACAGUGGCUGGGAUUAUAGAUGGCACUGGUAGUGUUGGGGCUGCCAUUGGACAGAUUUUGGUUCCUGUAAUUCAAGUUCACACCAGCUGGCAGUGGGUGUUUUAUUUCUUUAUUGUCAUGACUGCUUUGACAGUUGUCUGCAUUUUACCACUAUUGAAGAAUGAGAUUAUGACCAUGAGAUGUUGUCAGCAACGUAGACGUGCAUUAGUAGUUAAUGUUAAUCCAGAUUAAUAUAAUAUUUACAUGAAGACCAAAUUCACAUAAGCACACUGAAAAAAUAUCCCAUUUCAUAAGUGAUAUCGGAAAAUGAAGAUCUGAAAUUUCAGAAAAGUAUUUUUCAGACAUGCAAAUUUUUUUAGGUUUUUGACGUAGUUUAAUUUAAGCAUUUUAUUUAAAUUCCAAUGUUAUUAAUGUUUCAAAUACAUUUCAACCCACUGGAUUGCAGUCUUAUCAAUUAAUUAUUUUAAAGAAAUUAGAAGUUGAUGAAUUUUAAAAAGUUGAACAUUGCAAAAAGUAAAGGCGGUUUUAUGUCUCAUUGACUUAAUGUAAUACAGACUUUGAGUUAUAGAUCGGUUUUAACAGUAUUUUUAUUUAUACAUUUUAAAUAAGAAAAUUAGCUCUUUUUAAUCUCAGACAGUUCUAAGCAGUUAAAGUAUUUACUAUGCUGACACCUACCGCCAUCUUGCAAUUAGAAACCUCUAUUGUUUUCUUCAUUUUAAAAUUUUCUUGUUUAGUCAAUCACAAUACUGCCGAUUAAAAUUGCUUUCAAAAUUGCUUACUAAAUGUGUUCAGAAGGAACGUAGGUUUUCUGCAUAUUAGAUUUCUCUUUUUUCACUUAUCAAUGUAUCAGAUUUUGCAUUGAAAGCUUCUAGUCAUCUACAUGCACAUAACUUUUUACUUCUACGUAAUUAUUUAUUUAUAUAUGUGUUCUUAAAUUGAUUGAAUGGUAUGUAUAUACAUGUGUAUCAAUUAGGAAAUGUUUUUAAAUGCAGUGUAUUGUAUUUCGAUGGGAAAUGGUAAUAUUUCAUGACUGAAUAAAAGGUGAAAAUAGA